Molecule: messenger RNA, 813 nt
Organism: Aureobasidium vineae
Lineage: Eukaryota; Fungi; Ascomycota; Dothideomycetes; Dothideales; Saccotheciaceae
Source: the annotation of a GenBank genome assembly
AUGGUCAAGCACUGCACAACGUCAAUCAUAAGUGAUAUCCUUCACCGCCGAGGCUUCCUAAGAACACCAUGCCUGACGCGUCCUGCACAAGAAUAUGACAUCCCCGACCCGGCGCUCACAGAGCUGGGCCAGCAGCAAUGCCGCGCGCUCGAGCAGCACCUUCGUCAGCAUCUGCCGCUCGCCGACAAGGUCGAGCGUAUAAUCACUAGUCCUAUGCGACGUACCUUGGAAACCACCACUCUGGGCCUUGACUGGCUUAUCGAAAGGGGCGUCCCUGUAGAAGCUAAUGCUCUCUGGCAAGAAAUGCUCAGACUAACCCUAUACUCUCACAGAAAACUCGGACAAGCCCUGCGACACAGGCAGCCCCUCCCAGACAUGAAACCCACGUUCCCACACUUUGACUACUCGACCGUCGACCCUCUCUGGCCCUCCAAAACCGGCCCUUAUGCCUUCACCCGCACCGCAACCAUCGCGCGUGGUCAAUCCUGCCUCCGCGACCUGCACUCGCGCAAAGAAAAGGUCAUCGCCGUGGUCUCGCAUUCGGGCUUCUUGAGAUGUGCAAUCAGUCUUUGCAAGUAUGCUAAUGCUGAUUACCGCAUCUUUGAAUUCAAGGAUACGGAGCAAGGUGAUGAUUUGGAGUUGGUGGAGUGGAAGGAGACGGAGCGAAAUGGAGGUGGGUUGGGUGAGAGUGAAAAGGGCAGGGCGGCAAUCGAGGAUAGCGAUUUCCCUGAACGACGGGCUGAGGAGGUUGAGCAGAAGUUGGGUGGAAAGACCGACGGCGAGGCUGCUAAAGAGGUCCCCGAGAAGAAGUAG